Molecule: messenger RNA, 954 nt
Organism: Gossypium arboreum
Lineage: Eukaryota; Viridiplantae; Streptophyta; Magnoliopsida; Malvales; Malvaceae
Exons: 2
Coding region: 1-954 (317 amino acids)
Source: RefSeq, a predicted model, not a curated record
AUGAGUAUUAGUGAACCUACACUCUAUGUGAAGAAGGCUGAGAAAGAAACCUUACUAAUUGUGUCUCUGUAUAUAGAUGACUUAUUGGUUACUGGUUACAGGAGUGAUCUGAUUGAAGAAUUCAAGAAACAGAUGCAAGAUGUUUUCAAGACGAUUGAUUUAGGCUUGAUGACCUACUUCCUUGGUAUGGAAGUGAAUCAGAAUGAGCAUGAUAUUUUUAUAAGCCAGCAAGAUUUUGCAUUGAAGGUUCUAAGCAAAUUUUGCAUGGCAAACAGCAAGCUUGCUAGCACUCCUGUGGCACUAGGAGAAAAACUCUCAAACAAUAGUGAACAUGAUCGUGUGGAUGAAAAUAGCUACAGAAGCAUGAUUGGUUGCCAACUCUACUUGACAGCAACAAGGUCAGACAUCAUGUAUGCUGUUAGCCUUCUAUUGAGGUUUAUACAUUCCUACAAUGUAGCUCAUUUCAAGAUUGCUAAAAAAGUCUUAAGAUAUGUCAAAGGGACUUUAGGCUAUGGUGUGAAGUUUGAGAGAGCUGAAGAACUGAAGCUGAUUGGCUAUUCAGGCAGUGAUUGGGCUGGUUCAAUUGAUGAUAUGAAGAGCACAUCGAGUUACUUCUUCACUCUAGGAAUGCUGAUCAAAUGGAAGCAAACAGAGAUCAAAGUUGACAAUCAGUCAGCUGUUGCAAUUGCCAAAAAUCCUAUGUUUCAUAGCAAGACUAAGCAUUUCAAGAUCAAGUAUUAUUUUGUGAGGGAGGCAGAGUUGUUAAAGGAAAUCAACUUGGUCAAUUGCUGCUCGGAGGUUCAAUUUGUAGACAUUUUGACUAAGCCAUUAGCUGCCACAAGGUUCGAGUAUUUGAAGAAAGAAAUUGGAGUCUACUGCUUUGUAGUCAAGGAGGAGUGCUGGAAGUUAGUAACAUAUCAGCAGCAUGCAAGUGUCCAAGUAGAAAUGAAGUAG